Penicillium mononematosum is the source of this 948-nucleotide messenger RNA. RefSeq lists its product as uncharacterized. The transcript is spliced from 2 exons. NCBI's taxonomy places the organism in Eukaryota, Fungi, Ascomycota, Eurotiomycetes, Eurotiales, Aspergillaceae. The record is from RefSeq and is a predicted model, not a curated record. Gene Ontology annotation, cellular component: Mis6-Sim4 complex; kinetochore. The coding region runs from base 1 to 948 and encodes 315 amino acids.
AUGCUUCCAAAACCUCCAAAAACACAAACGCAUCCUCACAUCCAGCCUCCUAACAACCGACCCAAUCCAAAAACUCCUCCGCAAACAACCUCAACCCCCCACCACAAACCCAACCGACCCCCCUCACAACAAUCUCCCCCCCUCGUCCAUGCCGCCGGCGCACACGCCUCCUCAAACCACCACCGCAUUGCCUUCGGCGCAACAGCCUUCCCAUUCAAAGACCCAUCCCCGACAGCCAAUGGCGCGACCCUCCUCGGCGUGCGCAUCGACGUAUGCGCGCGGAAUGGCCGCUUCGCAAAACCAUACUACGUAAUCCUCCAAAAGGAGCGAAGUCGGGCUGGUCCGGGCGCAGGUGGUGCUAGCUCGAAGGUCUUGAAGGUGUAUCGACACACCGUGCCGGCGUUUAUAUCGAUAGCGAAGCUGGAGAGUGUUUACCUGCCACGGCCUGGUGUAACCCGCGCCAAUGGAGAUGGGGAUGGCGGAGGUUCAUCUGGCGAGGAUGAGGACACUGAGCCCGCGAAGCCGUGGAAGAAGGGCGGCAACUCUGCCCGGAAACAAGAUCUGCGGGGAUUUGUGCGCGAGCUUCGGAGGGAGCUUGUUGCAUGGCAUAUGCGUGUUGAUGCGGUUGAGUUCCUGCGUGAGAAGUUGGGUCUUGUUGGUGAGGGUGGGGGGCCGUUGCCGUUUGAUGUUUCGCCGGAUCGAGAUACUGGGAUUGUGUCUUUGGCUGCUGUUGCGACUGAGGCGCGGUAUGUGCGGGUUGAGUGGGUUGAUGGACGGGUUGGGCGGUUUAAGUUGUCUAAUACUGGAAUUGUGGAGCGGGCUGUUGUUAUUGGUGAUCAGGGUCGGGAUAAGAAGGUCGAGGAUGCGAUUACUGGGGGUGGUGGGAGGGUUGAGACGGUUUUGGAUAGGUUGAGGGUUGAGGUGUUGUCUAGAUCACCUGGGUUAUGA